GUUGUCGCUGACGGAAGCGAAGAUGGCGGCGCCUACCUCAGAGCUGCUGACGGGAUGGUGCCUCUUCGGUCUGGCGCUGCUGGCUAUUCUAGUUUUCUGCUGGGUUUAUGUACGCAAGUAUCAGAGUCGUCGGGAAAGUGAAGUGAUUUCUACCAUAACAGCUAUAUUUGCAUUGGCAGUUGCUCUUAUCUCAUCAGCACUACUACCAGUGGACAUCUUUUUGGUUUCAUAUAUGAAAAAUCCAAAUGGUACAUUUAAGGACUGGGCUGAUGCUAAUGUUUCAAGACAAAUUGAAGACACUGUACUUUAUGGAUACUACACUUUGUACUCCAUCAUACUGUUCUGCGUCUUUCUGUGGAUUCCCUUUGUCUAUUUUUAUUAUGAGGAGAAGGAAGAAGAUGAUGGCAACACAUGCUCACAGGUUAAAACUGCACUCAAAUAUACAACGGGAUUCAUCACAAUUUGUGCAGUUCUUCUCAUAAUUGGAGCUUUUGUUCCUUUGGAUAUUCCCAACAAGAAGAAUUCCACAGAAUGGGAGAAAGUGAAGCUCCUGUUUGAAGAAUUUGGAAGCAGUCAUGGCUUGACUGCUCUUUCAUUUUCCAUCAGUUCCUUGACUGUGAUUGGAAUGUUGGCAGCUAUCACUUACACAGCUUAUGGUAUGUCAGCUUUGCCUCUAAACUUGAUUAAAGGAACUACCAGUGCAGCUUAUGAACGUUUAGAAAACACUGAAGAUAUUGAAGAAGUGGAGCAACAUUUAUUAAGGAUUAAAUCAAAGUGCAGAGAUGGUCGGCCUCUCUCAUCAAGGGAUAGACGUUCUGUACAACAACUAGAGGAGAGACUAAGAACACUUCGAAGAAGAGAGAGACAUUUGGAAUCUAUUGAGAAAAGCUGGUGGACUAAAUUCUGUGAAGCUAUCCGACCUCUAAAGAUUGUAUGGGGAGUGUUCUUCAUCAUUGUGGCACUGCUCUUCACUGUCUCUUUGUUCUUGUCAAAUCUGGACAAAGCUCUGCAUUCGGCUGGCUUCAAUUCGGGAUUUAUAAUUUUAGGAACUAAUCUCACCAAUCCAUUGAAUAUGUUGUUACCUGUUCUUCAAACGGUUUUUCCACUCGAUUACAUUCUUAUUACAACUAUUGUGAUGUACUUUAUCUUCACUUCAAUGGCAGGGAUUCGAAAUAUGGGCAUAUGGUUCUUCUGGAUAAGGCUUUACAAAAUCCGACGAGGAAAAACUCGACCUCAAGCACUCUUGUUUCUCUGUAUGAUACUUCUGUUGAUAGUUCUUCAUACAAGUUACAUGAUCUACAGUCUUGCCCCUCAGUAUGUAAUGUAUGGAAGCCAAAAAUACCUGGUACAGAGUAAUAAAACAAUUGAUGGCCAGCCAAGGAAUGUGACAUUUGUAUCUAAAGACUGUGAUGCAGAUGCACCUGAAGAUCAAUGUAUUGUUACUCGGACAUACCUCUUUCUUCAUAAAUUUUGGUUCUUCAGUGCUGCCUAUUACUUUGGGAACUGGGCAUUCAUUGCAGUGUUCUUAAUUGGACUAAUUGUUUCAUGCUGCAAAGGCAAGAAAUCAGUCAUUGAAGGUGAAGUGGAUGAAGAUGAUUCAGACAUGAGUGAUGAUGAACUAUCUGUUUAUUACCAUUAAUAGCCUUUUGCCUUCAAGAUGGAGAAAUGAAAUGUGGAGUUGCUGAAAUUCAAACCUGUAUGGAAUUGAUUUCCAAAUAAGCAUCCUUGCACCUGUAAAAAUAGAGGAAAUAAGUGUACUCACUUAAAGGGGUAAAAAACUGAGUAUCACUUCUUGAGUGUCUCUUAUAUCUGAAUAAAUAUUGAAGCUGGGCUUGAAUAAUAUAUAUAAAAUACUGGUUUAUGAUUAAAUGUCUGUGUAACUUUCUGAUGUAUAAUUUGAUGAACUGUUGUAACUAUUUCAUAAUUCAUGAUGCUUUUCUGUUAAGUGAAGUUUCCUUAAAUACUUUCAUGCUUAACUUGUAGGACUUUUCUUAUUCAAGCUCUUUGUUAAACUAGCUAAAAUCCUGCAAAACAACUGGUACAAACUUGGCUAGAGAGAUUUGAGUGGAGUUUAAGCUUCCAGAAGAAUGUGACUUAACUUUAGCAGUAGUGCUGGAAUUUUUGGAAUUACCAUAUAAAACUAUGCCUUCAAGUAUGCCAAAACCAUCCACUUAAGUGGUGAAUUCCCAGAAGGUGAAGAGUAAGUAAUUUUUAUUCUGAUACCCUCACUGAGUUACUGUGGGAGUUCUCAGAUAACAAUGAGGUGGCAUUUGCUCUAUCAGAAGAACUCAUUAGUGUAAAUGACAAUAUUCAGCAUUGUUGCAGUGUUAGUUCAGUUCUGAAACUUACAGGUGCCUGACUUAAUAAUUAAUGGAAUAAUAAUUAAGAUGUGAUCAAUUUUUACUUUAAUGCAAAUUGUCUAGUUUUCUUUCAAUAUUUAAUGUAAAUGUUGUUAACUUGUUUACAAGCCAAUAUGUUUAUAUAAACACAGUUCAUAAAUA
Messenger RNA from Colius striatus (speckled mousebird), 2501 nucleotides. RefSeq names its product LMBR1 domain containing 1 (gene LMBRD1). The record is from RefSeq and is a predicted model, not a curated record. Gene Ontology annotation, biological process: protein localization to vacuole. NCBI's taxonomy places the organism in Eukaryota, Metazoa, Chordata, Aves, Coliiformes, Coliidae. The transcript is spliced from 16 exons. Bases 23 to 1639 code for a protein of 538 amino acids. Gene Ontology annotation, cellular component: vacuolar membrane.